AUAAUUUUUCCAUUUUUGGAUGUCCACCCACUCAAACUCAACAUUAAACCGAAGCCAGCAAACGAACAAACUAACUGAGACGAAUGGAAGCAACAGAAGCAACGAAUUCGGAAACCCUAGAUCACAAUCACCAAAUUUCUCAACAACACAACGAACAAGAUCAUCAAAACCUUGAAGAUAACACCGAUCCAAUCACCAGAGAAACAGAGGAUCCGUUAUCAUCAUCGUCAUCUUCAUCCAUUAGUCAAACAGAGAUUCUGAGAGCAGUUGAGGUGGUCGAGAGGAACUCCGUCGCCAUUUCCGACAGCUUUUCAUCUCUUUUCGCAUCUCUCCGUCUUGCUCUCUCUGAGGUUACCAGUCGUUCGGUUGAUCAUGUGCAAUGCUUUAACGAGGCUGCUGGUCGUCUUCAAGAAUCUGCUCUGGAUUCUGCAACAAAGGGGAAUCUGUACAUAAACUCGUGUCUCAGAUUGAAUGAGGAAAUGAGAGGCAUUGAUACCCUAGCCAUGCAACUAAAAGUACUGCGCAGAAAUGUCGAUGCUUUGGAUACAGCCGUGAAUAGCCUCGUUCGUCUUCAUUGAAGUUCACUUGGUUAAUGAGUUCAUUUUUUUGUGAUUCAAGUGAUGGUUGUAUUGAUCUAGUCUUUUAAGACGUGACGAUUUGGUAACGACUUUUUAUGUUUCUUGUUUUGUGUUUAUAUUUAAGAAAAAGCUUUUAGUAAUCAAAGCCUUGAUAUGUAAA
This is a messenger RNA of Helianthus annuus (common sunflower), 738 nucleotides long. RefSeq lists its product as uncharacterized. The transcript is spliced from 5 exons. Lineage: Eukaryota; Viridiplantae; Streptophyta; Magnoliopsida; Asterales; Asteraceae. The coding region runs from base 84 to 578 and encodes 164 amino acids. The record is from RefSeq and is a predicted model, not a curated record.